UAUUAUACAGAUGGCAUCUCUGGAAAACGAUCGUCCACAAAGUACUAAUGUAGUGACACGUAAAUCCAAGGGAAAGAAAAAAGUUUCCGAGACCACAGGUUACACUACCUCUCCACUUGCAGGUACACAGAGUCAAAAUAUUGGAGAGGUUGGAACGCUGGAUGCUUCGCGGAGGCUGAUUAUCGCUCCUACUUAGACUAUUGGGUUUUUGCCCUCCACCCAAUCUCUAACUGCGAUUAUGGAUUCCAUUAAAUCAUUUUAUCGUGACACUUGGACUUCCUGGGGAGAGAUACCUGUGUAUGACAGAGAACAAAUGUGGAAUCACUUUAAGACGAAUUGCACAUGGCAUCCCCAACAUGAUUAUGUAACAUUUUAUAAUUAUGGGAGAAUCGCUGCUUUUAUGCUUGAUGAUUGCUAGCGGUGUGCUCGGGAAAUGAGUCAGAAGCCCGAUUGGAUGCUAGAAGGUAUAUGGGCUAGACUUAAUGAAAAGUGGACCACUGAGAAAUUUCAAAAGACGAGCAUCCAACAUGUUGUGAAAAAUAAGAAGGAUGGUCGUAGUACUUUGGUCGAGCCAUAUGUUGAGACAAAUGUUGGGUUAAAUGAAUGGCGUCAAAGCCAACCUACUUCUGAGGAUGAUAGCUCAAACCAAUCGCCAGACGAUGAUGAAGCUUCAAUAUUGUCGAAGAAGAUUGGUGGAGUAAAGAAAAGUAAAGCAAGCGGCCUUGGAUCAGAGCAUUGCGUAGGCUGUAUCACGUAUGGAUAUACUGCUGCUUCUUUAAGUUCUCCGUUGAAACAGAAUGAGGAAGAGAUAGAUUCACUGCGGAUACAAGUACAAGAGCUGUUGAAAAAACAAAAAGCAAACCGUUUAAGACUUGCGGGAUUGGAGAAUCUAGUUCGUCAUCUCUUAGACGAAUGCUGAUAUGACGAGUCUGACGAUGAGUCUUGAUGGGGAGAAUUAGUUUGUUGUGCUUGUGAUGUUGAAACAUUUACUUGUUUGAUUUCGUUGGGAUACUACCUGAAUGGUGUCUGAAUGUCUAGACUUGCUUUUAGAUGU
Molecule: messenger RNA, 1054 nt
Organism: Solanum tuberosum (potato)
Lineage: Eukaryota; Viridiplantae; Streptophyta; Magnoliopsida; Solanales; Solanaceae
Exons: 5
Coding region: 434-919 (161 amino acids)
Source: RefSeq, a predicted model, not a curated record